Messenger RNA from Cyphellophora europaea CBS 101466, 1026 nucleotides. RefSeq lists its product as uncharacterized. The record is from RefSeq and is a predicted model, not a curated record. The coding region runs from base 1 to 1026 and encodes 341 amino acids. NCBI's taxonomy places the organism in Eukaryota, Fungi, Ascomycota, Eurotiomycetes, Chaetothyriales, Cyphellophoraceae. The transcript has a single exon.
AUGCCAGGCGCCUUCCCAGAGCUUUCUCCUCCACCAUCACCUCCUGCAGACAUGAAGCGCCAGAACAUGUCAAAGUCUAAGAAGACAAAGAAGAAGGCAGAAAAGAAAGAGAGACAGCAGGAGCAGGAGGAAGAGCACGUCCUUGAUGACAGCCACCACCAAGGGAGUACGAAUGAGUCACAGCAAUUCCCUACUCCAAACGCUUCCGCCGACCUCGCCACUCCCGCCAACACCGCGGCUUCUUCUCUCGCGUCCCUCAAUCCCGAAGCAGCGACAUUCAGAAUGCCAACUAUUCCAGAGGAGGCUGGGCAAGUGGUUCCGACCAACGGACGUCCAUUCAGCUUCGACAGUGGCAAUCGAGUGCUGAUCUGCCGCCUUCCAAGCUGCGACAAACAGACUAGUGCCUUCGACGGUAAAAGCGUUGCCUGCCCUGCCUGUGGCCCCAAUAGUCUUGUCCGCUACUGCAGCAAAGAGCACAUGUAUGCUGAUACUCGACUACAUUUCCUCUAUUACUGUGGUCGAUUCCCCGUCUUCGAACCAAUCGACCAGAAUACGCUGGCACCGGCGCGAGCAAGACAGCCGCGACCUUAUCUACGGCCCACCCCGGGUGCUAACCUGCACACCAUUGAGCAUCACCGCCAGGCUGUGUAUUUUGCGAUGGAGGGAGACAACAGUGGCGAUUAUUUUAUCUUCGACGACAUCCAUCUCCUCCGCGAGAUUGAUACACCGACGCUGGACCAGGUGGGGUCGUGCCGGGGUAAAGGAGACCUGGUCGCCCGCAUUGUGCCGCCUGAGAACGAGGACGUCCAUGACCACCGCAAACAGCGGUUCCGUCUCCUGGUCGUCCGUUGCUUAAACUCUGGUGCAAGCAAUGAGCAGGGUCUGAAAGAUUGCAUCGACCUAGCAGCAAUGAUCAGGCAGGACCUAGUCAAUCGUGGAUCGUGGAGUGAAGACAUGAUCACAUACCUGACCAUGCAGAUGAAGCAGGAGUUUGGCUUCCAACUGCCAGAGGACAUGAUGCGCUGA